AUGGUUUUUGACCUCUUCAGUAUAAUGGGGGCAUAUGCUGCUGGGAGCAGCCAGACUUUAUCCACACAAAUGUAUGUGAUAAUCUUAGUCAUCCUUGUUCAUAUUGUACUAUUUGUGGACGCAAGAGUUCCUGAUGGAUCAGCUCAGCAGCAAGAUGAUAACGCUGAAGCAAAACAUUUGCAGAAGCGGCACAAGUUUCUAAUGCUGCUUGCAGUUCUGGCAACAUCCAGCACAUAUCAAGCCGGCAUAAGCCCACCAGGUGGCUUCUGGACUAACAACAGAGAUGGCCACCAGGCAGGUCACCCAUUGUUCAGCGAUGCGUUUCCACGCCGUUACAAGGCUUUCAUCUACUUCAAUUCCACUGCUUUCAUCGCAUCAUUGGUUUUAGUUGUGUUGCUUGUUAGCAGAAGGCUGUGUCACAGGGGACUGCAGGGAUACACACUGCGUGCAUGUGUGCUACUAGAUCUGAUCAGUCUUAUGGGUGCUUUUGUCGCUGGAAGCUGCAGAACAGUGUCGGCAUCGGUUUAUGUCAUCCUGAUCUCGGCUGUUGUUUUUGCCUGUAUCAUGAUUCAGGUUCUACUACUGAAAUUUGCAAAAGAUGUGGCAAUUGACUUCUUUGACUGGAUGUUUCACAUCACUGCUUUCAAGCGUCUGAAUUUACCCAAGAAUUGUGAUGGAAGCAUCAAAGGGAACAAGAAAACUAGCCAAAAAUGGCGUGAAGAUUUGAUGCUGAUUGGAGCUUCCGCAGUGUCUUUUUCUUACCAAGCUGGGAUCCUUCCUCCAGGUGUCCUCUGGCCUGGUGACCGCGAUGGCCAUUUCACAUGUGAUCUAGCCAUCUAUGAUACACAUCCGAUGCAGUAUAAGGUAUUCUUCUACUGCAAUGCCACAGUGUUCAUGGCAUCGACGGUCGUAGUUAUCCUGCUGCUGAACACCACAAUGAGGAAGUACAAGAGAUAUGCCCUUGCCAUGAAAACAGCAAUGAUGAUGGGCAUGCUUGGUCUGCUCGGGGCGUAUGCUGCAGGCAGUUGCAGGACUUGA
Messenger RNA from Triticum urartu, 1038 nucleotides. Lineage: Eukaryota; Viridiplantae; Streptophyta; Magnoliopsida; Poales; Poaceae. The record is from RefSeq and is a predicted model, not a curated record.